AUGGCAACAAUAACUGGAGGACGUUUUUGUCUGAAAUUUUUGGCAUGGUUCUUUCAGCGUGAAUUCUUUUGCUCCUUCUCUCUCCUUCUUAUGCAGACACUGUGUGUACGGACUGGUUAUGCCCUUCAUCGCCUGAGAUUAACGAGCUUCUACUCGGCCCAGGAACUCGCCGGCAAGGUUCUCCCGUGUCUUUCCUUCCUCACAGUGGACGCUGAAAAGGAAAUUCGUGACAUUGCCCUGCGGGCCCUUCAUGGUAUGCUGGAACGCCUGGAAAAGGCCAGCGAAGACCCGACUUUCGGUGAACCGGACUUGGCAGUAGUGGGGAAGGAAGAGACUGCUGGCAGCACACCGGGAGCCGUGGGAAUUUUGAAAUCCGGCACUUCUGCAGCUAGCGGCUUGCUCGGCAACUGGGCCCUCAGCGCUCUCACGUCUAUCUCCAACCGACUGAUUACUCAGUCAGCAGCUGCUCAAAAGCCCACGCCUGUCCAAUCUACUCCAGCGGGCGACUCAUCAAAUCCAAUCCUGUCUGACUGGGACACAUCUGACUGGCUUGAUGAGAAGUCGCAAGGAGUUGCUAAACGGGGGGAUUGGGGGAACGAGAACAGAGUGCCGGGGCAAUCCGCAUUCGCUAACCAGGUCUCGCCCAAAGUGCCGAAGGCUGGACAAUCAGAAGUCUGGAAGGCAGUUGAUUCCCCCAGCGGGAAAACUGAAGACACUGCCGGCUGGGAUGUGGAUGAAGAAGAAAACGAGUUUUUCGGCAAAUCCUCGUCGACAGCCGCUGUGAAACAGCCAGCCAAGAUGGCGACUCCGGCAGCCUCAACCGAUUGGACUUCUGAUUGGACUGCCGACCAAGACAAGACCAGUGGUUUUACAGACAAUCCGGACAGCUUCUUUGAUUAA
This is a messenger RNA of Dibothriocephalus latus, 900 nucleotides long. Lineage: Eukaryota; Metazoa; Platyhelminthes; Cestoda; Diphyllobothriidea; Diphyllobothriidae. The record is from the annotation of a GenBank genome assembly.